AGUCUCACUCCACUGUUACUCACUCUCUCUCCCUCUCUGUCCUGCUUCCUCGCUCUUUCCCUCCUACUUUCCACCCUGAAGAGCGAGAGCACACAGUUUGGGAAGGUGCUCUUCAGACCUGCGUCUGGACAGCGUGAAGACGGCACAGAGAGGAUUUUUCCCUCUUCUCUCAUCUUCUCCCUCUCUUUCACCAUCUCUGCCAGACAGCCCAUGGAUGAACUUUUUUGCUUUUUGCUGGCGGCAGAAAAAUAAAAGUUAAACAGACAAUUUGCUCCACCUGCAGUUGAAAAUAUCAAAUUUUUAACUUUUGUUUUUGGGGGGUUUUUUUUAUUCCUCUGCACUUGUGAGCAGCACUGGACCAGUUCAGGGUGCCAGGUCUUUGCCCAGGAGGACACCACUCCUCUUUUUUGGCUGCAUGUUCAUUGAAUAUCUGAUGCCAUUGCAUCCCAUGGGAGACACGCGUGGCUGAAGCAAGGAGGGAGGUAGAAGAGAGACCCACCUGACGCUCACACCUACCGCUUCCCUUACCCGGUGCAUCCACCUGCCCUUUAACGCUCUGAGGAGAGAAAGUUCUUUGUGUGUGACACGUGAAGCCUGGGAUGCUGGUGACCAUGCUGUUGGCUCCUGUCUGUGUGCUACUGAUGCUGGGGGGGCGUGCUCUUGCCGGAGGCUAUCCCCCCAUACCCCACGUGAAGUACAUGCAACCCAUGAUGAAAGGGCCUAUUGGACCCCCAUUUCGAGAGGGCAAGGGGCAUUAUGUUGAUAUGCCACCCAUGAUGGAAGUGAAGGGGGAACCAGGCCCCCAAGGAAAACCUGGACCAAGGGGCCCACCUGGGCCACCAGGACUUCCAGGAAAACCUGGACUAGGAAAGCCAGGUCUCAAUGGCCAGGUAGGCCCUCAGGGGCCUCCUGGCUUUCCAGGAAUUGGUAAACCUGGACUACCAGGUCUUCCAGGAAAGAUUGGGCCAAAGGGGAUGUCAGGGUUUAAUGGUGAGGUUGGCCCUCGUGGUGAACCAGGUCCUAGAGGUCCUCCAGGGCAGCCUGGCCUCCCUGGCCCAGCUGGCCUGUCUUUGAAUGGGAAACCUGGACUUCCAGGCAUCAGAGGCCCCCCUGGGUCUCGUGGAGAGCCAGGAAUAAAGGGUAUUUCCGGCCCACCAGGUGAGCGUGGGCUUAAGGGCGAGAAUGGAAAUGGGAAGACUGGGCCUCCAGGUAUAAGGGGUCCUCCUGGGCUGAAAGGCAGUACAGGACCACCUGGUAUUCCAGGAAUAGGCAAGCCAGGACCAAAAGGUUUGCCUGGACUGCCUGGUCUUAAAGGUGAUUAUGGACUACCAGGGGAUCGUGGAGAACCAGGAGAGGGUGGGGCCCCAGGUCUACAAGGUCUCCCAGGGCCAGUUGGGUUAGGGAAGCCUGGGCUAGAUGGAUUGCCAGGAGCACCGGGUCCACUAGGACCAAAAGGUGAGGCGGGAGGUAGGGGUCCUCCUGGAUUUCCUGGGACUCCUGGCUAUGGAAAACCUGGUCUGAGUGGGCCAAAAGGAGAAAAGGGCCAUGGUGGGUUGCCUGGACUUCCAGGGGACAAAGGAGAGCAAGGAAUGGUAGGCCCAAUUGGGGAGCCAGGGCUUGAUGGGCAACCUGGGCCGGCAGGACUUCAAGGCCCAAUGGGACUUCCAGGAAAACAUGGAAUGCCAGGACAGAAGGGAGAGCUGGGGCCCCAGGGCCCUCCGGGACUGCCUGGCCUCAGAGGUGACCAAGGCCCCAGCGGACAUGCUGGAAAACCUGGCAUCCCUGGGGAAAAAGGCAUCCCUGGACUUAAUGGUCCGUUUGGAAAACCUGGACCCAAAGGUGAAGCAGGUCAUAUUGGCCUACCUGGAAAUCCAGGGCUGACGGGUGCUCCAGGGUCUAAAGGUGAGACAGGGUUCAUAGGGACUCCGGGCCCCAGGGGCCAGUCAGGCAUUCCUGGUCUUCAGGGGCCCAUGGGUCCCAUGGGGCCACAGGGUGCUCCUGGCCCAAAGGGUGAACCUGGACUUCCAGGGUCUCCAGGACUGGGUAAGUUUGGAGAGAAGGGAUCUAUAGGUCCCCAGGGUCCUCCAGGAAAACCAGGCCCUGUUGGGCUUAAUGGUAACCCUGGCCCCCCUGGGCCACCAGGGCCCCCUGGUCCUCCAGGAAACGGCCAAACAGUUGUUGCAGGGCCAACAGAUUCACAGUUGGAAGGGGAUGAAGUACCAGGGGACAGGAAGGGGUCUGUGUACAGUCAAGUUCCUCUCUCUGCCUCUGUAGCACCAGCCUUCACUGCCAUCCUCACCACACCUUUCCCUCCCUCUGGUAUGCCAAUCAAAUUUGACAGGACCCUGUACAACGGGCAAAAUGCCUACAGCUCUGCUACUGGCAUGUUCACUGCUCCUUUAUCUGGUGUCUACUACUUUGCGUACCACAUGCAUGUAAAGGGAACUAGCCUGUGGGUGGCACUGUACAAGAACAAUGUACCAGCCACCUACACAUAUGAUGAAUACAAGAAAGGCUACAUGGACCAGGCGUCUGGUAGUGCUGUCCUAGAGCUGAAGGAGGGUGACCAGGUAUGGGUCCAGAUGCCCUCGGAUCAGGCAAACGGCCUCUAUUCUACCGAGUACAUCCACUCCUCCUUCUCAGGAUUCCUGCUCUGUCCCACAUAACCCUGUCCUUUCCUUCAAACAUGUUCCUGUAUUGGCACCUCAGAGCAGCCCUAAACCUAAAAUACCUGCAGCCAUGAUAGAAACACCACAAAACCCAUAAAAUUCUCAUUAUUACUGCCAACAUCUUUAAAUGUCUCACCCUCAAUAUCAUGAGUGAAAGAGAAAACAAACUUUGUGAAUGAAAUAUGGAAAGUUUUAAAAAAGCAGGGGGUGGAAUUUCAUACUGUGUUCUUUGUUUCAGUGUCCUUCAACUGUGUGUUUUUGGGUUGUAUUUUAUG
Molecule: messenger RNA, 2944 nt
Organism: Seriola dumerili (greater amberjack)
Lineage: Eukaryota; Metazoa; Chordata; Actinopteri; Carangiformes; Carangidae
Gene: col8a2
Product: collagen type VIII alpha 2 chain
Exons: 3
Coding region: 600-2666 (688 amino acids)
Molecular function (GO): protein binding
Source: RefSeq, a predicted model, not a curated record